AUGAAGUACUCUUUCGUCGCCUCGCUGCUCGCACAGAGCACUGCCGUGUUUGCAGAUCUCCAUCUCCUGCCUGUCCACUUCACGGCCCCGUCAAUUGCCCAUUUCCAAGAUAUCGUUCGCAAUGAGACCUAUGACUUCGGUUGCCGACCAGCUGCUGUUCCGACCGAAGACGGGUUCAAGCUUCAUGCCUUCCUCACCGAAGAGCAGAUCGCCGAUUUCACCAGAGAGUACGGAUCCACGGAGCUCUCCCUGCACAGAAGUCUAGCCAAGAGACAGUCAGGUGCUGCCCCCUUCGGAACGGGAGAUCGAUUCCAGGGCGGCAGCGUCGAUCCUCUCGGCCUCGGAACGAAAGCGGCAGGCGCACGAAUCGACACCCUUCUGAAUGUCGGCGAGAUUAGCACCGCCGUGCAGGGCCUUGUCAAGAAUCAUGGUGUCUCCACACUGGAUCUUCCACACAAGACGUUCGAAGCCGGUUCUCACGCGCGCGAGCGUGGCGGCCCUGACCAGCUGAUCUACUGGGUAUCUGAUCUUCUCGCGGCGAACAAAACCGGGAGUGGUCUUACAUACGGCAAGAAAUCAUACACGAACGCCCAAGUAAGAUCCGUUCUUAAUGCCGGGAUCGUGUUCUUUCCUCUAGUAAAUCCCGAUGGUGUCGCCUACGACCAGGCAACCGGAUCCCUCUGGCGCAAGAACCGAAACACCAAGUCCGGCACCGGCAGCGCCGCCGGCGGUCGACAUCAACCGCAACCUAUGACUUCCUCUGGGACUUCCAGAAGUACUUCGGCCCGUCCGUCAGCCCGGCGUCUACCCCGCCCAGCGCGCAGACGCUCCGCGGGGACCGCGCCCGAGUCUGAGGCGGAGGCCAAGAACCUGGGUUCCAUUUAUGAGGAGUUCCCGAACAUCCGCUGGGCCCCGAGCACGGGCGCGAGCCUGAAUUUCCUCAGCCCCGCCUGGGAUCGCGAGCGCGGCGUCCUCGGUGAUUCCUACAAGGAGUACACCCCGUCGGCGGACGACAACAAUUUGCGAGCCGUGGCUGCCAAGUCUGUGGCGGCGAUGAGCGCCGUCGGCGGGCGCUCCUGCUCAUCCGGGCCGGGUGUGGGGUUGUAUCCUGCUUCUGGGGGUGUUGCCGACUACACGUUCAGUAGAUACUGGGGAGUCGAGGGGGCCAACAAGGUGUACAGCUUCACUCUGGAGUUUGGGUACCCGGCGAAUUUCUAUAUUACGUUGCAGGAGUUUAACGAGAAUAUCCUUGACACCAAUGCGGGAUUCACAGAUUGGGCUUUAUCUGCUAUUGAGGAUGGGCUGGCCGCUGGCAUGAAUGCAGUGGCAAGAUAG
This is a messenger RNA of Diaporthe citri, 1335 nucleotides long. RefSeq lists its product as uncharacterized. The transcript has 3 exons. The record is from RefSeq and is a predicted model, not a curated record. Gene Ontology annotation, biological process: proteolysis. Gene Ontology annotation, molecular function: metallocarboxypeptidase activity; zinc ion binding. Lineage: Eukaryota; Fungi; Ascomycota; Sordariomycetes; Diaporthales; Diaporthaceae. Bases 1 to 1335 code for a protein of 444 amino acids.